Pundamilia nyererei is the source of this 1094-nucleotide messenger RNA. Its product is annotated as galectin-4-like. NCBI's taxonomy places the organism in Eukaryota, Metazoa, Chordata, Actinopteri, Cichliformes, Cichlidae. Gene Ontology annotation, molecular function: carbohydrate binding. The record is from RefSeq and is a predicted model, not a curated record.
UGCAGCCAUGUUUGUUGCUCCUCCUGGCUAUCAGCCAAUCUAUAGCCCGGACAUGCCCUAUCUAGGGCCUAUUAAUGGAGGGCUGAGGGAAGGAACAUCCAUCUAUAUCCAGGGGACCAUUCCCAAGCACAUCACCAGGUUCUUUAUCAACCUGAUUUGUGGAGAAUCUGAAUCCAGCGACAUUGCCCUACACUUCAACCCUCGAUUUGAUGGCAGGGACAAGGUGGUCUUCAACACCUGUCAGAAUGGAUCCUGGGGGUCAGAGGACAAGAUUCACAAAAUGCCUUUUAGAAAGGGAGAGCAUUUUGAAAUGGUCAUCAUCGUUACUUUGCAGGGCUACCAGAUUAAAGUAAAUGGGAUUGAUUUCCAUAUUUUUCAACACCGCAUCCCUAUGGAGCAAGUUCGUGGGCUGCAGAUUGCAGGAGAUGUUUCCAUCCAGACGAUUAAUUUUAUUGGGGGAGGUUACCCAGGUGGCAUGGGAGGAGGAAUGGGAGGUAUGAGUGGGCAGCCAGUCUACAACCCUCCUGUGCCCUACUCCAACAUCAUCCCAGGAGGGAUGUUCCCUAAGAGGACCAUCGUCAUCAGAGGCAUGGUUCCCUAUGGAGCACACAAAUUAAGGAUCAACUUUUUGGUGAGCAGAUCUCGAGACAUUGCUUUCCACAUGAAUCCCAGAGUGAGGGAAGGAAUUGUUGUAAGAAACAGUAUGAUUGGAGGAAACUGGGGCCAGGAGGAGAGAGAAAUGAGCAUGAAUCCAUUAUGGAGGGCCAGUACUUUGAUAUAACUUUGUGUGUCAGCAUUCAAAAGUUUUCUCUCUGUCCCUCAGAUGUCAAUCCGUUGUGGAAACCAGAGGUUUAAGGUGUUUGUGAACGGGCAGCACCUGUUUGACUUUUCCCAUCGCUGGCAGUCCUUCAAUGAGAUCGACAUGCUGGACAUAGAAGGCGAUGUGCAGAUCUCCUACAUCCAUUUCUGAUACCCACCCUCCCCCUCCCCAAAAAAUAAAUAAUUUUGUGCAACUUUCAAAACUAUGUCAUCCACAGAGUUGCUUAUCUAAGUUUUUUACCUGCUUUGAGAUCAGAUAUCUCAAUAAGAUCAAA